This is a messenger RNA of Saprolegnia diclina VS20, 368 nucleotides long. RefSeq lists its product as hypothetical. Bases 169 to 351 code for a protein of 60 amino acids. The record is from RefSeq and is a predicted model, not a curated record. The transcript has a single exon. Lineage: Eukaryota; Oomycota; Saprolegniomycetes; Saprolegniales; Saprolegniaceae.
GAGACGCGGACGGCCGUCGCCUACUCGUAUGUCAUUGCGUACUCGUGCGCGGUGAUCGGCUGCCUCUGGGUGUUCCUCCUCCCGCCGCAGCGCGCGGCCGUCGCCGAGCUCAAGAAGAACGGCGGCAGCCAGCCCAAGGUGGCCGCGCUCAUCUUCUUUGGCCUCUUCAUGGUGCUCCUCACGUCCAUCACGGGCAGCUUGAUGUCCAUGUUCAAGAGCACGAGCUGCUUCCGCAUUGCCGGUGGCCGCGAGCCGUGCCCGGAAGACGCGCCGCAGACGUACAUCGCCAUCAUCUUGGUGCCGGGUGCCAUCGUCGCGUGCGCUACCUUGUACAAGCUCUACAAGAAGUAGAGUCGUGUCUAGUCUCU